Mya arenaria is the source of this 2598-nucleotide messenger RNA. RefSeq names its product mucin-22-like. Lineage: Eukaryota; Metazoa; Mollusca; Bivalvia; Myida; Myidae. The record is from RefSeq and is a predicted model, not a curated record. The transcript is spliced from 2 exons. The coding region runs from base 1 to 2598 and encodes 865 amino acids.
AUGGCACUCGUCUUCUAUAUCGUUAAGGUUGCAAUAGCCACCGACACCACAGCCACCGACAUCACCACCAAAGCCACCACCACUACAACUACUGACACCACAAUCACAGCCACCGACACCACAGCCACCGACACCACAACCACCACAACCACAGCCACCGACACCACAGCCACCGACACAACAGCCACCGGCACCACAGCCACCGACACAACAACCACAGCCACCGACAUCAUAACCACCGACACAACAGCCACCGGCACCACAGCCACCGACACAAAAACCAGAGCCACCGGCACCACAGCCACCGACACAACAACCACAGCCACCGACAUCAUAACCACCGACACAACAGCCGCCGGCACCACAGCCACCGACACAACAACCACAGCCACCGACACCACAACCACCGACAUCACAACCACCGACACAACAACCACCAGCACCACAGCCACCGACACAACAACUACAGCCACCGACACCACAACCACCGACAUCACAACCACCGACACAACAACCACCGGCACCACAGCCACCGACACAACAACCACCGGCACCACCACCACCGACACCACAGCCACCGACACAACAACCACCGGCACCAGCACCACAACCACCGACACCACAACCACAGCCACCGACACCACAGCCACCGGCACCACCACCACAACCAACGUCACCACAACCACAGCCACAGCCACUGACGCCACAACCACCGACACCACCACCACAACCACCGAUAUCACAACCACCGAUACCACAACCACCGACACCACCACCACAACCAUCGACACCACAACCACAGCUACCGACACCACAACCACCGACAUCACAACCACCGACACAACAACCACCAGCACCACAGCCACCGACACAACAACUACAGCCACCGACACCACAACCACCGACAUCACAACCACCGACACAACAACCACCGGCACCACAGCCACCGACACAACAACCACCGGCACCACCACCACCGACACCACAGCCACCGACACAACAACCACCGGCACCACCACCACAACCACCGACACCACAACCACAGCCACCGACACCACAGCCACCGGCACCACCACCACAACCAACGUCACCACAACCACAGCCACAGCCACUGACGCCACAACCACCGACACCACCACCACAACCACCAAUAUCACAACCACCGAUACCACAACCACCGACACCACCACCACAACCAUCGACACCACAACCACAGCUACCGACACCACAACCACACUAACCGACACCACAACCACCGACACAACAACCACCGGCACCACAGCCACCGACACAACAACCAUAGCAACCGACACCACAACCACCGACAUCACAACCACCGACAUUACAACCACCGACACAACAACCACCGGCACCACAGCCACCGACACAACAACCACAGCCACCGACACCACAACCACCGACAUCACAACCACCGACACAACAACCACCGGCACCACAGCCACCGACACAACAACCACCGGCACCACCACCACCGACACCACAGCCACCGACACAACAACCACCGGCACCAGCACCACAACCACCGACACCACAACCACAGCCACCGACACCACAGCCACCGGCACCACCACCACAACCACCGACACCACAACCACAGCCACUGACGCCACAACCACCGACACCACCACCACAACCACCGAUACCACAACCACCGAUACCACAACCACCGACACCACCACCACAGCUACCGACACCACAACCACACUAACCGACACCACAACCACCGACACAACAACCACCGGCACCACAGCCACCGACACAACAACCAUAGCCACCGACACCACAACCACCGACAUCACAGCCACCGACAUCACAACCACCGACACAACAACCAUCGGCACCACAGCCACCGACACAACAACCACAGCCACCGACACCACAACCACCGACAUCGCAACCACCGACACAACAACCACCGGCACCACCACCACCGACACCACAGCCACCGACACAACAACCACCGGCACCACCACCACAACCACCGACACCACAACCACAGCCACCGACACCAUAACCACCGACACAACAACCACCGGCACCACCACCACAACCACCACAACCACAGCCACAGUCACUGACGCCACAACCACCGACACCACCACCACAACCACCGAUACCACAACCACCGAUACCACAACCACCGACACCACCACCACAACAAUCGACACCACAACCACAGCUACCGACAACACAACAACAACCACCGACACCACCACCACAACCACCGACACCACAGCCACAACCAUCGACACCACCACCACAACGACCGACACCACAACCACAGCCACAGCCACUGACGCCACAGCCACCGACACCACAACCACAGCCACCGACACCACAACCACAGCCACCGACACCACAACCACAGCCACCGACACCACAACCACCGACACCAUCACCACAGCUACCGACACCACAGCCACCGACACCACAACCACAGUCACCGACACCAUCACCACAGCCACCGACACCACCACCCUCAUCUCGUAUCACAGAAUACAGAUCGAGUCAUUUUUUCACGAAUCCAACGUGAAAAAAAUAAUAAUAACAGAGAUUGCGGACCAAAUAAUGGUAUAA